GUGAACCGGCGUGGAUGAAGAAGAACAAACAUCUCUUGUUGCCAUCUCUACAGCGGAAAAUGGUCUCCCCUCCCGGCGCAAAUCCCGGUACCAAUAACGCCGUUAACUCGGCUACGCUCGGCGAGAAGAGCUUUGGGGCUACGCCGUCGACGCCGGAAAGUUUAAGGAAAAAUGUUUUGUUACCGUCUCUGUGGAAACCGGUGGCCCCUCCGUCGUCGAACCCCGGCACCAACUCCGCUCUCGUCGGAGCAAUGAACUUUGUGGCUGGGUUGCUCCCGAGAAAGACCACGUCGAAUAAUCUUUUGCUUCCGCCUCUGCAAUGGCGGCCAGUUACUCCGCCGUCAACCAACCCCGGCCACAACUCCAUUGGCACGGUGGCUCAACGGAACUAUGCCGGUGGAAAAACGUCUCCUCUUUCCAUACACCAUCAACCCAAGCUUCCAUUAUCUCAGACGGCUAAUUGUUAAUAUUACAAGAAGAAUGUCGAUCAUUUUUUACUUUAAUUCGAAUACUAACGAACUGAUUACUUAGAUUGUAUAGUAGA
This is a messenger RNA of Ipomoea nil (Japanese morning glory), 544 nucleotides long. RefSeq lists its product as uncharacterized. The coding region runs from base 15 to 467 and encodes 150 amino acids. The record is from RefSeq and is a predicted model, not a curated record. The transcript has 2 exons. NCBI's taxonomy places the organism in Eukaryota, Viridiplantae, Streptophyta, Magnoliopsida, Solanales, Convolvulaceae.